GAAUUAAGUAACUCGUAAAUGUGUAUUCUUUCUUAAAGUGCAACUGCCAGCGAUCUUGUCAGCUGUCAUAGCUUGUAAGCUUGAAAUGGAAUAAUUUUGACAUUUCUCCCGAGUCCCGACUUCCGACUUCCCAGCUCAAUUGUUGAGAAUUGAACUGUUAUCCUAAUAUUUAAUUGAUAUUUUGUAAUAGUAAACGUUGAUCUAAACAUUAAAUAUUUUAAUAAAUAGUCUAGUGUUUCUGUUACAUGUAUAAAAUUGAAAUUAUAUGAUGGGCCCUUAUUAAUGAAUAGUAGUUAGUUUCGUACGUUGCAGCUUCGUGUACAGCGCGAAAAUGAAUAUCUUCUGAGAAAACUACAAUUAAGCGUUAAAAUUUUGAUAUCUGGUUCAUAAAAGUGUGGACUACUAAGCAAUCAUGGUGCCUGUAUCAAUAGAAGGAUGCACUCAAGGAACAGAGGGUGGAGGGCCUCGAGGCGGCUCUAUUUCACUUGGUUUACUCAUAGAUUUUAUAGUUCAAAGGACGUAUGAUGAGUUGUCAGUGCUAGCAGAGUUAUUGCCACGAAAAACGGAUAUGGAGAGAAAGAUAGAAAUUUACAAAUUUAGUGCUCGAACACGCCAACUUUUUGUUCGAUUACUGGCUCUUGUAAAAUGGGCCAGUAGUGCUACUAAAGUGGAUCGGUCUGCACAUAUCAUGGCAUUCCUGGACAAGCAAGCUUUACUCUUUGUUGAAACUGCUGAUGUAUUGGCCCGUGUAGCUAGGGAAACUUUAGUACAUGCAAGGUUACCAACAUUCCACAUGGCAGCAGCAGUAGAAGUCCUUACAUUAGGAACCUACAGUCGUUUACCAGCUGUAAUUCGUGAGCGGUUGGUACCGCCACCUUGCCUAACGGCUGGAGAAAAAAGAUCAACAUUGAGAUCACUAGCACACAUUGUACGACAGAGGCUUACCACAGCUUCUUUACCUAAUGAUGUUAGAAAUUUAAAGGUUGAAAAUGGCAGAGCAACAUUUUCAGUAGGUCAAGAGUUUAGUGUAUCCCUCACAGUAAUGGGUGACGGUCCUAAUGUACCUUGGAGAUUAUUGGAUAUUGCUAUUCUUAUUCAAGACAAUGAAACUGGGGAAGGCAAACCCUUGGUACACACAUCUCAACUGACAUGGCUCCGAGGUGUUGCUCAAGCCCGAUUAGCUGCAGCUGGUCUUAAUGGUGCCCUUACAGCUUUGAGAUUCUUCUGCCGAUCGCUAUCACUGGAAUUGCUAUACACUCAGACAUUGAGAUUAUGUAGGGACCGGCUAACGAAGCAUCUCCAAGUGGAUAAAUAUAUACCGGGGCAGAAGUUACAGGUCUCCUAUUGGAGGGAACUCGGUUGUGAGUUGGGAUAUCGUUUAAUAAUUGGGGCUGAAGGGGAGAACCUGUGCGUAUGCCACGUCCCGGCGUUGGCCGGUGGUGAGAGGGUCGCGACCGCGUUGACACCCCACGCCCCAUCAAUGGAACGACUAUUGGCCCAUACGGUGCAUGUUCGUUCGCGACAACGCCUAAACGACUUAAAAGUACUUCUUAACGAUUUGGGGGUGGAGUGUACAGUGGGAGGCUGGCCAUGUGUCUUAGCUUGUUCUGUGGUGUCGCCUUGUCUCCGUGCUGAGCAAUUACUGGUAUCAGUCGGGGCUCAUGGUGGUAAACUACGAGCACGGGUUCCGGCUUAUCCGGCUACGCCCAAGAUGAAUGAAUUGGCUAACGCUUUGGGUGCAGCUGAUCUUAAAACGUUGAGGCCGUUACUUACACAGCUAAGGUUUUGGUUGGUGGCACGACGUUGUGAAAAAACCCUUCAACAUUUACCGGCAAGUGUUUGCGAACACUUGCCAUUAAUGCAUGGCCCCGAACAUCCGUUGAACAAGCUUUCAUCUGAUCGUCUUUACGUAAUAUUGCAUCGGCAUACAGACCACAUAUUGGUUGUAGAAAUGAAGGAAGUGGCAGCUGGCAGUACAGCGACUACCAGUUCCAGUACGAAUAGUGGGAGCGCAUGUAGCGUCUCGUUAUCGUUUCAUCUUGCUGGUGCGAGGCGAUGUACGCCAGAUGAGUGCGAAGAUGAGUCUGGUGUCAGUAAUGUGUCGCCAACAGUUGCAAGGUCCUAUUUGAAGAUACAUGCUCUGGUUGAACUUGAUACGUUUACGCUUACACAUGGACCAUUCACACCCCUAGAUACGCCAGGUAUGCAGCCAGGCAAGCGUAAACUAGCCAUUGCAGCAACGCGAUCAGUGCGUGCACGUCAACCGGCGUACUUCCUUCCCGAACUCGCGCAUGUUGUUGCAGCGGCGGACGAACGCGUGCCGUUCGUCAAUCUGGCUAGAGAGCUGGCAAAUCGCGGCGUAACCCACGGUGGCGUACAACCAGAAUGGAGUGGUUCUGCCCUCGCGAUGCGCAUAGUUGAUCUACCUAAACCGGAUGGCGCGCCCGUGCACGCGGUCGCUGCGUUACGUGCACGUCUUCUCGCGGCCACAAUACGACUGACUACGAAGAACCAAGCUAGGGUUUGGACGGCAGAAAUCGUGUUCCAUGGAUCGCCGGUACGGACCCCGAGCGCUAAGGAACAAGGUGAACGUCGUUGCGUAUACCUUCAGUACGAGCUUGGGACUAAUGCUGGCCGCACUGCGGAGGCAUUUCUGGCUGAUUGGGCCGCCAUUGUACAUCUACAUACACUACUACACGACUAUAUGCUAAGGCCUGUACAAGAACGCGAAUCUCUAUGGCAGGGCAUAUGUAUACGUUCAUAUACGUACCGUUCGCUCGUACUCGGUUUUGGCCCGGGUCAACGUGCGACAGCAGUUUUGCAGUGGAAUGCGCCAACUCAGAGAUAUACUGUGGCAACACCAGCUCAUCAGCCCGCAGCAAACGCCCAUCAUCUCUUACAUCAUCAUUUGGAACAUUAUGUUAACUGGAGCAAAGAUCUUCUCUCAUUGGGCGUAGUCCUUCGUGAGACAUACGCCCCUCUGCUCUCACUCAGCCGUCUCCCGACGUUGCCUCAAGUGGGCCUGCAUCACGUGCGGACUCUCAUGCCUACACCAACGUUUACUUUGAUCGCACAUUCUUGGAGAAAGAUUCGUGUAAUAUACGCUGGGGCGUAUUCGUUAGAAAUUGGUAUACGUGGUGGUAACAUGGUUACGAUAAGAGAUGGCGCUUACUCAAAAUUCGAUCGCAGUCCCGCUGUGGAUGAGUUUGCUCCCGCCCAAGGUCUAAAGGCCUUCCUAUCGCGAUACGUUGAAGAUAACAUCAGUGCAAGAUUGCUUGCGGAAGAGGAUAACCCUCUAUCGCCUAUGUCACCCAUGCCUCCAGGUGGUUUACGUUUCCAAGCACCAUUAACGCCACCUCAGCCCCAUACGCCUCAUUCGGCGCCAGUCACGCCUCACCCCGCGUCGCCUGCACAGCAUCAGAUGGGGGGUUCGUCGUUCAACCUCACAUCACCGCCAGGGGGAGCAGUGGUAGCGUCCCCUGCCUCCCCCUUAGCGCCUUCCCCCCUCGCCCCUGCGGCGUCUCCCCACCAACCCACUUCUCCCUUCACGGCGUGGCCAGCCUCACCCUCACUGCCACGCCCUUCGCCAGGACAUCAUCCAUCGCCGAGGCACAUGGAACAUAAAGGGCCCCAACCCACUUCGAAUACGGCAAGCCGCAGUCGCCAAUGGGCGGGGUCUACAGCCACGCCCAUGGCAGGUAGCAAACUGGAAGCACUGUGCACACCCAGCGAACCACCUGCAGGGGCUCCGCCAGGGCCGGCUUUGGCGCCAUUGCAACGUUUCCUGGCCUGCGUUUAUUUGAAAAGAGCGCUACAGAGGGUAGUGCAACAAGAGGAAUAUCUGUCCCUGGUCUCCGUUGAGGCUACGAGCGUGACAUUCUGCUGUGAGGCAGCCGGUAUGGUUGCGAGGGUCGCCUUGCACCCGCAGCAUUUGCAGUCGUUGCAUCUUCAGCUCACACCACAGCCGGAUCAUAAGGAUAAUUGGACAGCUGAAGACUUACAGAUAAUGGAGAAAUUCUUCGAACAACGCGUAGCGAUUGCUCCGUAUCGGGCUUCGUCUCUUCAGGGCUGGUGUCGCGUUUGGGGCGCGCCAGCAGCCGCGUUGCCAUCCCUGGUUGCCCUGAUGAGGGCAGACAUGGCCCCAAUUGCCCCGGCAUUGUGGCAGUUGCAGUGGGCGUUACGCAUCCCGCCCCAUGGCCCACAGAUUGUGCCCACGGGUCAGCCUGCGGUCUUGCUGGCUAAGCACAAGAUUUUGUUCUUUAUAUGUCUAACGCGUGGCGAGACUCAGCUAGUACUUCCACUCGUAUACGAUGUGCAAUCGAAUGCAAUGCAAAUAGCAGAUAGGCGGGACACACAACAGCCACACCAUAGUGCUGUUAAUAUGCAUAUUAAAAGGUUCGCCGAGUUCCACCAGCCACACGGCGAGUGCAUCCUAUGGCCUGUGGUGCGUGACCUGCUCAUCAACUUCAACCUUCCGCAAGAUGCCCCUCCUCCCUCUGCCCCUCCGCCCUCCUAGCCCCUGGCCUCUUGGCAUGCGCACGCGCUCUCAUGAUAGUGCGUACGUAGCCAUUUGUGCCCAUGAGCUGAAUGUUUGUAUCAAUAAAAAUAAGAAAAAUUAUAAAACUACAUAUUGGAUACUCAUCCUUACUGAACCAAUUUCGAUGAAAUUUGCACUGCUGCUAUAUUUGAUUUUACGUAUUCGUGCAAAGUGAUGACGGUAUUAGAUUAUGUUAUAAGAAUUGUCCUACUGGAAGCAGUAAGGUCGUACGUAUACGUUGAAGUGGGGCCGUUCAAGUAUUACGUAAGCAGUUUUACUGCAAUUUAUCUCAUCACCCCCCCUCCAUUUGUCAGCUAAAGUAAGAAAAGUUCUCUCAAAUAACAGUACAUUAACGGAUUAUUUUUUUGUAGGAAUUCUCAAAAAUAAUUAAUAAUUCGUUUUCAAGCAUAGAUAAUGUAUGUGUGUAAUAUGUGUAAAAAAGUUAAUAAUUACUGUUGACGUAAUCACCAAAUAAGAAAAUCCUCCCCCCCUAUAAUGCUUACGUAAAAUUUGAACGACCUGUACGUAACAACGUACACCAAGGAUUUUGUAUGAAAAUUAAAAUAAAUUUUCUAACAACUUAAUGCCUCUUAGUAGCACUGGUAUUCUGUAUGAACUGUAUAAAAAUCAAAAGGCGUCGAUUAAGCUUACAGAGUACCAGCACUGAGAGAAUUGGAGUUUUAGUAUUUGUAUAGUCCGACGAUUAUAGCAGGCUUACCAGUUAAUAACAAUAAUGAUAGAAUUUACUAAGAACUUUAAUGACGUCAUCUAAGGACCUAUAUAGUUAAUUACAUAAUACGAAAGAUUGAAUAUUUAAAAAAAAUUACGUUUAUGUUCUUAAUUACCACUUUUUUAAUACGACCUUACAAGACUACUCAAUAAAUAGAGAAAUGUUCUUUUAAUAUUUUUAGAAUGAAAAAUCCAUGUACAGAUAGAAUUAAGUGAAUAAAGUUGAUUUAAUUUAUA
Molecule: messenger RNA, 5503 nt
Organism: Pieris rapae (cabbage white)
Lineage: Eukaryota; Metazoa; Arthropoda; Insecta; Lepidoptera; Pieridae
Gene: MED14
Product: mediator of RNA polymerase II transcription subunit 14
Exons: 24
Coding region: 413-4516 (1367 amino acids)
Biological process (GO): regulation of transcription by RNA polymerase II
Cellular component (GO): mediator complex; core mediator complex
Molecular function (GO): transcription coregulator activity
Source: RefSeq, a predicted model, not a curated record